Metarhizium album ARSEF 1941 is the source of this 870-nucleotide messenger RNA. RefSeq lists its product as uncharacterized. The transcript has a single exon. The record is from RefSeq and is a predicted model, not a curated record. Bases 1 to 870 code for a protein of 289 amino acids. Lineage: Eukaryota; Fungi; Ascomycota; Sordariomycetes; Hypocreales; Clavicipitaceae.
AUGGAUACGCCCUCGUCAAAGGCGCCGCCGAAGCGGAAACGCCACGAGCAUAUUUCCCUGAGCACGGUGGAUUUCUCUUUUGAUCCAGCCAGGGCCGAGCCCACCGACGAUGGAAGCAGCAGUCCACGCUCCAAGGUUGCCCAUCGGUUUCGCGGUCUGGGGCUCGGAGGUGGGGGUGGGGUUGUAAUCGACGAGGCAGACGACGGGGAUGGCCCAGGCUGCGCGCGGAAACGACAAAGGCUGGACGAGAUGAUGACCGAUGCUGGCCAACAACGUCUUCGGCAAGGGGCAGGAUCCCCUACACCACAGCCGAGUCAAGCCCUUUGUCCCGAGCCCAAGGCCGGUGCUGGACACGUCGCAGCUCAGAUUCCAACCCCGGCGGACGCUGCGCCAGGAGGCCCAGGACAGGACACCAAAUCACCACAUCGAAGAAGGGCUGGUACGCCACCGCUGAAGCUGCACAAGUCACCAAAGAAGCCUCGUCAGGGUGAUGUCAACGUGGCCGGGUCACCCGUCGCUGACGAAGACGACGUUGUCGUGGACCCAGUAAGGGCAGCCCUUACUUGGCACGAGGAUGAAAUCACCAUUUACGAUCCAAACGACAAGGACGACGACGGCACCGGCAUCAACGGCGUGGGUUUCAAACCAACGCCCGCAAUCGCAGAAGCGAGAGCCAUUCGGAGGAGACAUCAGAUGGCCGAGUAUCGGAGGCGAGAGGAAAAGGAAGCCAGGGCAAAACGCAGCCAGCUACGGGGAGGAGAAAAGCCCCUACCAGCCCGGCUGAAAAACAAGUCACCCGCCAGAAAGGUCAGAUUUGUGGAUUCAGAAAGGCGCAAUGGUGCUGUGACGACGCCAUGCUCUACGAUAUGA